Oryza sativa Japonica Group (Japanese rice) is the source of this 1406-nucleotide messenger RNA. RefSeq lists its product as uncharacterized. Lineage: Eukaryota; Viridiplantae; Streptophyta; Magnoliopsida; Poales; Poaceae. The record is from RefSeq and is a predicted model, not a curated record.
UCAUUCCCAUCACCUCAGCACGUACGAACGAGAGUGAUCGAUCGCUAGCUCGCCGAGAUCACCAGCCUCCUCGUCUUCUUCUUCUUCUUCCUCUCGAUCUCGAGGAGGGUGCCAUGGGUACCAUGGUUGGCCAUGUCGCGCCGGGCGCCGGCUUCAUCCUCAUCGGCAUGUGGCAGCUGUUCAACCACAUCCGGCUGUUCGCGCUGCGGCCGAGCUCGUACGCGGCGCCGGUGUGGUUCCCGGUGCGCGGGGUGCGCCACCUGGAGCUCAUACUGGUGAUCGUCGGCGCGGCUAUCUCCAUCCUGAUGGAGCUCGUGAUCGGGCCGGCGAGGCACCAGCCGUUCGACGACGACGGGACCAUCCCCUCCAACCACCUCCACAACUUCGAGCACGCGUCCAUCUCGCUCGCGCUGCUGGUCUACGCCGCGGUGACUAUCCACAUGGACAGGGCCAGGGCGCCCAUGCGCGACGCCGUGUCGCAGCUGGUCGCCGCCGCGGCGUUCGCGCAGCAGCUGCUCAUCUUCCACCUCCACUCCGCGGACCACAUGGGCGUGGAGGGGCAGUUCCACUGGCUGCUGCAGACGGUGAUCGCCGUCACGCUCGCCACCACGGUGCUCGGGAUCCCCUGCCCCAGGAGCUUCGCCGUCAGCCUCGUCCGGUCGGCGAGCCUCGUGUUCCAGGGCGUCUGGUUCGUCGUCAUGGGCGUCAUGCUCUGGACCCCGGCGCUCAUCCCCAAGGGCUGCUUCCUCAACCUCGAGGAAGGCCACGACGUCGUCCGGUGCCGCACCGAUGAGGCGCUCCACCGCGCCAAGUCGCUCGUCAACCUCCAGUUCAGCUGGUACCUCACCGCCACCGUGGUGUUCGUCGUCGUGUUCUACCUCCACCUGACGAAGCUGUACCCGGAGGAGCCGAGGUACUUGCCGCUGGUCAAGGGCGGCGGCGGCGGCGGCGACGGUGACAGCGACGGCGGCAGGUUCAGCAUCGGAGACGACGAGGACGACCUCGAGGCCGCGAAAGGUGGCUUCGGACACGUGGCGGGUGGCGGGAACGCCGUUGAAAUCGAGCGGUAAUUUACUCCGCGAUUCCGUGUCAGAGGAAGAAACAAAUGUCAGGAUGGCUAUGUGAUUAGAUUGAAAAACGAGGGCCUAUGUGUAAAUAAUAGUAUUUCUUUUUAAAAAAUAUUUUUAGUAGUACUAUAGGGAAUUAGUGAUUUGUGUGUGAGUGAACAAGCUGAUCGACCCAUAAAUUUGGGUAAAUCUCAUGCUUGGAUCGCUUCAAUUUGUUUAGUCAAGAGUGUCUGAUAUCACAAGGGUUAAAUUGAUCCAUGGAUGUCGCAUUUGGUUGGUUAUGUCUGUACUCUAGCCAUAUGAGUGGAGAUUUUGCACACAACGGAAAACCUUUUCAUC